GCCAAGCCGCGCCGCGCGAGGUGUCCACGGAGUUGACGUUGCUUCUUCUCCCUCUUCGGCCGUCUCUCAUCCUCAUCAUCUACGAGGCAUCGCGUCCAGCCGCGCGCGCUUCUCGCCGGAUCUCGCUGCGACGGCUUUCGGAUGACGAAAUGGGAGCGUCGUGAGAGAGAGAGAGAGAGAUUUCUUCCUCGUCAUCAUCGUCCCGUCAACGGUUCGCCGGAGCGGUUCUCUCUCACCGGUCCCUCUCAGCAUAGCAUCCGCUCGGCCGUGUACGGCGAUCAGUCGGGGCCAAGGACGCCCUCGUAAACACGACGCAGUCAGGAGUUGCAGAGGCGAGGUGAAGCGAGACGUUGAACGGGGAAACGUCGGCGGCUGACUCACCCAGCUCGAGCAUGGCGAGCUUGGCGAGCAGCUCGUCGUCGGGCCUGACCCGAGCCCCGACGAUGUUGGAGCAGCUACUCGAGGAGAUCAAUUUCCAGAGGACGAAGGAGCUCAGGCAGAUGCUGAAGGAUGACUCCGGAUUCGUCGUGCUUCAAGGCACCACGUACUGGACGGACCUGUUCGUCCGGCACUUCCUCUUUCAAGCGGAGCACACCAUCGACGGCGACGACCUGCUCUUCUUCGUGCGCAAGAAGCACGUGAAGACAUCGUCGAGGUACCUGCCGAAAUUCGAGACCGAAGUCGACGUGUUUCGCAAGGACAGCAAGAAACUGCCGAUCGGCGAUCCAGACAUCGACUGGGAGGAAACCGUGUACCUGAAUCUCGUCGUGCAUCAGUUCGACUACACGCUCACCCUGGCGAUUUGCACGAGGACGAGUCCCAAGGAAUUGCAAGUACUGCGAAGGCAUUCACAGAAAGUAUACGCCAGCCCGAGUCGACGGCGUAUGGAUGCGAAGGGUGACCUUGAGGAAAUGACCUACCCGCACAUAUGUUUCAUGGUGGACAACUUCGACGAGGUUUUCUGUGAUAUUCUAGUCAGGGAUGGGGAGAUGGUGUGCGUGGAGCUAGUCGCUUCGGACAGGGAGGGCGCGGUCCAAGGUGUCAUAUUCCUCGGUUCGAUCAGAUAUGACGCUCUGAAGAAGGUAUACGACGCUAGGUCGAGUCUCAGCACCAAAAUGGCGCAACGGAUGACGUUCGGCCUUUUCUCCGGCGCGGCUUCGCAGCGAAUAGAGUUCGUGCGAAUGAAGGGACCACGUGGCAAGGGGCACGCGGAGAUGGCGGUGACGAAGCCGAAGGGUUCGGGCGCGGAGACGCCGACGUCGGAGCCGGGCUACUGCGCGACCGACGCUCUCUGGGACGCCGACUGGGACGACGCCGAGGAGCUGUUCAUGUAUCGCCAUCAGCGUAGGCUGUCCGAUCCCAGCGCGAACCUCAACAACUUCGUGCGCGGCGGCUGGAGAACGAAGCCGGACACGGUGGCCACCAAGGCCAGGUCGGAGAACGAGGGCCUCGACUCCAUGGCGAACGGUCUCAGCGAGAUCGAGGCCGGCGACGUGCGAGACGCCGAUGUACAGGAUAGCAGCUGGGGCGGCCGGGGCUCACCGGGAACUCGUAGGAGUCCCUGCUCGCUUCGUCGACGAAGAUCGCCUCAGUUGUCGGGCCGACGGCAACAACAACAACAACAACAACAUCAAGUACAACAACAACAACAACAACAACAGCCCGUCCACAAGCAACGUAAUGCCCGGGAACGACCCGGGAAUGAGAAUUCGCCGAUUCGCAAGGAGAUCUAUCGCGAGACACACGGUUUCCACAACCAGCACAAUCAGCAGAACCACCAGCACCACCACAUAGAAGUGGGCAGCGAGAUCUUAGUGCCGGCCGGCGGCUGCCUGACGGACGACAACGUCCGGCAGAAGCUAGACUCGGGCGCCAUAUUGGUGCACGGUAAGGAGGAACUGCCGCUGGGCUACGACGUGGCGGAGGACAAUAACCGGAAGCGACGGCCGUACAGCGCCGGCCACCUGCUGCUCAACCACGAGCAGCACCGGCUGAACGGCCUGGAGAACGACGAGGAGGAGCGCCGCCGGCUCAGCGACGAUGAGCUCCUCAGGGUGAGACGGGCGGACGGACGGCGCCGGCUGCGAUCCGCCGGAUCCGAUCACGAGGACUACACCACCGCGAGCAACGGUCUGAACAAGAACGACGAGCCGAUCAGAGACAGAAACGCGAACGCCCGCGUGACGCGCGCCAAUAGCGACGCGGCGGCGCGCAGGCAGAGCGCCACGUUGCCCCGAAGACGACGCAGAAGGGCGCUGUCCGGCAGCUUCGCCGGCAACCCGUUGCCCCCGCACCGGGUCACGCCCGACGGCACCGCGAUCUACUACUGGUGCGAGCUCCCGCGCCGCCCCGGCUCACAGGAACUGGACGACGGUGCGUACAACCCGCUUUGGACGAUGCGCGGCUUCACCCAGACUUUCCACUUCUGGAAGGAAACGAAGCGGGCGCAGUCGGUGCCUCUGAACGCCUUCCUGACGUACAUCACGUUACCCUGGUGGAGCAUAGCCAAAGACAUUCUGGAUCACCGGGAAGGACCUAUCUUGACGUUCUAGCCGACAACAUAAUGUAUUCCAUCCUCUGAUUUCGACAUUCUCCUGUCCUUUUUCUAUUUUACUUCGUACGUAUGUCGAUGAGAUUGUGGCCCAAGGAAUAAUGAUGUAUAGAUUAAGUAAUAAAACGAAUAUUAUUUACAAGAUACAA
This is a messenger RNA of Dinoponera quadriceps, 2700 nucleotides long. RefSeq lists its product as uncharacterized. The transcript is spliced from 9 exons. NCBI's taxonomy places the organism in Eukaryota, Metazoa, Arthropoda, Insecta, Hymenoptera, Formicidae. Bases 393 to 2552 code for a protein of 719 amino acids. The record is from RefSeq and is a predicted model, not a curated record.